AUGGUACAACAAAGAUUAACACUUUCAAUACUACUGUUGCUAGUAGUAGUAACGACGAUCAUCUGUUCUGUCUUUAUGUUUGACAUUGUCGAUGCAACAACAAGUUAUCAAGAUUUUGAAGGCAGUAUUACAUUCCAAGACGAUAUUAUUGAUGAUGAUGAUGAUUCCUCAUUUCAAGAUUAUGAUGGUGAUUCCUUAUCACCAUUUUCGUCAUCAUCAUCUAUAUUCGAUGACAGCGAUGAUACAAAUGGAUCGUCUGGUGGUGGCAAUACAUACAAUUGUAAUGUAGAUUCUACCAUUCCAAGUAAUUGUACUAGUUUUGUUAAAGAUUCAAAUAUUAAAACAGAUGCAUUGAUUAAUUGUACAUAUAUCUCUGAUUGUAUAGCAGUUGUACAAAAUAUGUCAUUGACCAAAACCGAUACACUUAAUAUCAAUUUGGCUGACCCACUUUACAAUGGAUCUGGCAAUUGUAACCUAUAUUUUGAUACACCGGCACAGAUCUUUAUCUCACCGAUGGGAACACCUGUGAUUGUCGAUUGUAUAGGUCAGGCAUCAUUUAUUACACACGCUCGUGCCAAUCUUGUACUGAGCAAUGUUUACAUCAAGAAUGCAUAUUCGUCUUGCGUCACCAUUCAACAGAAUCCAACCAGUUUCACUGUGUUUGUUUACAACUCGGUCUUUGAAAAUUGUACAUCACCCGGAAAUGGUGGAGGUAUCCAAGCAAGUUAUCCAAAUUCAAUCAUUGUUCAUGAUUCAACUUUUUCAAAUAAUCAUGCUAUUCAAGGAGGAGCAAUUUCAGGAUUUACAGUAUUUCUUUAUAAUUCAAUGUUUGUUGGAAACUCUGCUACCAAAGGAGGAGCUGUUUAUACAGAUUCAACAAUGACAUCUGCUUUUAUUAGAUCUGAAAAUUGUACUUUUAAAUCUAAUAAUGCUCAUUUGGGAGGAGCAGCAUUUGUUUAUGAUUUAAAAUCAAUCAAUUCUAUUUAUUCAAAUAAUUUUGCACAGAUGGGAGGUGCAGUCUUUACACAAUCGAUCGAUACUACUCAAUCGAGAUUCCUUCAAAACUCUGCAGUGAAUGGAGGUGCUAUUGCACUUGCCGGUUCACCGUCGAAAAACUCAAUCUCUCUCUCUUUUAUCUAUAACAACACUGCUCUAGAAGAUGGAGGUGCAAUGUAUAUAAUUUCUCCAACAGCACCGGGCAAUCUCAAUUUACAACACUCGAAAAUAUUCAAUAACCAAGCCAGCGGAUGUGGUGGUGCUGUAUACUUUAAUCAAACUAACUCUAGUUAUCUACUUGGUGGAUUCUUUAGUGAUAAUUAUUCUCCUGAUAAUGAGGAAAUUGCAUGUGAUGAUUCAAGUCAACCAUAUAAUUGUAAUCCAUGUCAAGCUAAUCAAUGUGAAGAUUGUUUACAAAUGGCAGGAGCUAUCUGUAUUACACAAGAUUUUACAUCCUAUUGUUAUAUUGCCACGGAAUCUUGUAUUUUUGGAAAUUGUAGUAUUGGAAACAGCUCCAAUGUCUCGUGUGACUGCUCGAGCGGAUACCAAGGAGACACUUGUGCCACUCCCAUCACUCCACCUCCUCAUCAUGGUGGAGGACACAACUCUGCCUUGGCAUUUGAAAUCUCAAUGCCAAUCGUUUUUGGAUCACUUGUUAUUUUAUUCCUAAUAGUCAUUUUCAUUAUGAUUAAAAAGAGAAAUAAUGAAAAUAGUUAUCAACCUUUGGUUAAUAGUUAA
Cavenderia fasciculata is the source of this 1734-nucleotide messenger RNA. RefSeq lists its product as uncharacterized. Bases 1 to 1734 code for a protein of 577 amino acids. NCBI's taxonomy places the organism in Eukaryota, Evosea, Eumycetozoa, Acytosteliales, Cavenderiaceae. The transcript has 5 exons. The record is from RefSeq and is a predicted model, not a curated record.